Messenger RNA from Salarias fasciatus (jewelled blenny), 2636 nucleotides. RefSeq names its product tubulin, beta 6 class V (gene tubb6). Gene Ontology annotation, molecular function: structural constituent of cytoskeleton; GTPase activity; GTP binding. The transcript is spliced from 6 exons. Lineage: Eukaryota; Metazoa; Chordata; Actinopteri; Blenniiformes; Blenniidae. Bases 82 to 1422 code for a protein of 446 amino acids. The record is from RefSeq and is a predicted model, not a curated record. Gene Ontology annotation, biological process: microtubule-based process. Gene Ontology annotation, cellular component: microtubule.
AACUCCCGGAGACUCCAAACCUCUUAAAACCCACUUAAAAUCCACUUUAAAGCUCUAAAACCGCAGAACGAGAGCGGCACGAUGCGGGAGAUCGUUCACAUCCAGGCGGGACAGUGCGGGAAUCAGAUUGGAACCAAGUUCUGGGAGGUGAUCAGCGACGAGCACGGCAUCGACCCGGCGGGAAACUACGUGGGCGACUCGAGCCUGCAGCUGGACCGAGUCAACGUCUACUACAAUGAAGCAUCCUCACAUAAAUACGUCCCCCGGGCCGUGCUGGUGGACCUGGAACCAGGAACCAUGGACAGCGUCCGUUCAGGAGCCUUCGGACAACUUUUCAGACCCGACAACUUCAUCUUCGGUCAGACAGGUGCCGGGAACAACUGGGCCAAAGGUCACUACACGGAGGGGGCCGAGCUGGUGGACUCGGUCCUGGACGUGGUGAGGAAGGAGUGCGAGCACUGCGACUGUCUCCAGGGCUUCCAGCUGACUCACUCUCUGGGAGGGGGAACCGGAUCCGGGAUGGGAACCCUGCUGAUCAGCAAGAUCCGGGAGGAGUACCCCGACCGGAUCAUGAACACCUUCAGCGUUAUGCCUUCGCCCAAGGUGUCGGACACGGUGGUGGAGCCCUACAACGCCACCCUGUCCGUCCACCAGCUGGUGGAGAACACGGACGAGACCUACUGCAUCGACAACGAGGCCCUCUACGACAUCUGCUUCCGCACGCUCAAGCUGACCACGCCCACCUACGGCGACCUCAACCACCUGGUGUCGGCCACCAUGAGCGGCGUCACCACUUCGCUGCGCUUCCCCGGGCAGCUCAACGCCGACCUGCGCAAGCUAGCGGUCAACAUGGUGCCUUUCCCCCGGCUGCACUUCUUCAUGCCGGGGUUCGCUCCCCUGACGGCGAGGGGCAGCCAGCAGUACCGGGCGCUCACCGUCCCGGAGCUCACGCAGCAGAUGUUCGACGCCAGGAACAUGAUGGCGGCCUGCGACCCUCGCCACGGGCGCUACCUCACCGUCGCCACGGUCUUCCGAGGGCCCAUGUCCAUGAAGGAGGUGGAUGAGCAGAUGCUGAACGUGCAGAACAAGAACAGCAGCUACUUCGUGGAGUGGAUCCCCAACAACGUGAAGGUGGCGGUGUGCGACAUCGCUCCCCGCGGGCUCAAGAUGGCCGCCACCUUCAUCGGCAACAGCACGGCCAUCCAGGAGCUCUUCAAGCGCAUCUCGGAGCAGUUCUCGGCCAUGUUCCGGCGGAAGGCCUUCCUGCACUGGUUCACGGGCGAGGGCAUGGACGAGAUGGAGUUCACCGAGGCGGAGAGCAACAUGAACGACCUGGUGUCCGAGUACCAGCAGUACCAGGAGGCCACCGCCAACGACGGCGAGGAGAACUUCGAGGACGAGGAAGACGAGAUCAACGAUUGAGGAGGCCGACUGGAAUAUCUCCAAGGACUGGUCGAGUGAUCAAAGUGAAUCUUACCAAUCGGAAACACAAGACAAAAUCUGUACAUAAGAUUUUUGUGAUAAAAACAUGGAGGCGUGAGCAGGAACUUCGAGCGUGGUCAUGAGAAAGUGGGAAUUGAGUGGGAUUUGGAAAGUGAGCGAAGAGAUGCCAGUUUUACUCACGAUGACAGAAAAAUGUCACAAAUGCACCAGAAGAGGUCAGAAUGAGAUCAGCCACAACACACUAGCCGAGCCUGCAUAGUUGAUUAGUUGCAAAAAAAUCCCUGGUUGGGAACCACUGGUCUGGAAAUAACACAUAGUGUGAAUAAAAUAUAAUGAAUAGUUUACACGAUAGUAUUUCAAGUGAAACAUGCAACUGUUGCGUUUUUGUUUCAGAAAAGUUUCGUGCUUAGACGACAUUUUGGAAACGGUGUGUGUUUAGACUGAAGCGGCUAAAACACUGAAAACUGUAGUUUUGCUGUAAUACCACUAGUGGGUGCUGUUUUUAUGUAAUAAAACCAUAAUCGUUUGGUCCACUCAGUAUCUGUAUGUUAGUAUUAAAAUGUGAUCCAGAUGUUGGUUUAGUAAAUAUUUUAGGUAACAGUGUAGGAAGUGAACACCACAUUCAAUGUUAUCAGUGAUUCUUUCUCAAGCAUGUGCAGAACCAGCUUUCAAAAAAGUUGUGUUUUCCCCCGUUUCCAUGGAGAUGGAUUUGGAGUGUUUUUGAAUAGUUGCGUUGUCGUGUAAACGGACAUCGAAAACGGCAUUAAAGUUUUCCAUUUUCACUUGAAAAUGUUGUGUAAAGCAGGUUUGAAAUAAGGAUUUACUAGAUGCUCAACGCUUCAGUUGUUUUGGAUUUGGAACAAACAUAUUUUAGGAGAUUUUUAGAGACUUGAGAGUCGUAAUAAUGACAAAAAAGUUGCCUUAAUUAGGACUCAUGAUUAACUUUGUCCUUUUAUCCUUUUUUUAAUUUUAAAUUAUGGCCUGUUUUUUAAAUUGUUAUUUGUGAAUGUCUCUAAUUUGACAACUGAAUCUUUUAUCUGUAUUUACUUGGUGCCUUUUUCCCCCUUUCUGCUUCGAUUUCGAUUUUUUAACGGAGUGUUUGUGCAUUGAUGAACUAAUUAUACUUGAUACAAUUUACAGUUUCUGGUUAAAGCAGCAGUUCAGAGAGUAAAUAAAUUCAGUAGAAGUCAUAA